Didymosphaeria variabile is the source of this 1233-nucleotide messenger RNA. RefSeq lists its product as uncharacterized. Bases 1 to 1233 code for a protein of 410 amino acids. The record is from RefSeq and is a predicted model, not a curated record. The transcript has a single exon. NCBI's taxonomy places the organism in Eukaryota, Fungi, Ascomycota, Dothideomycetes, Pleosporales, Didymosphaeriaceae.
AUGUUUACUUCGCAAGCACUCUCGACUCUGGCAGUCGCCAUGCUCUCCAUGGCUCCCUCUGUUCAGUCGCACAUGAUUCUGGCCACUCCCAAGCCAUUCGGAUCGCCCGACAACUCGCCGCUUGACCCCUCUGGGUCUAACUACCCUUGCAAGAUGACCUCCGCAACCGCGGGUGCUGGGCCUAUGAACGACUUCGCGGUCGGCUCUAAGCAGCAAUUGUCUUUCACGGGCUCCGCAGUCCACGGUGGAGGUAGUUGCCAGGUCUCUGUCACUACCGACAAGAACCCCACCAAGGACUCCGUGUUCAAGGUCAUCCACUCCAUCGAGGGUGGCUGCCCUGGUGUCGAUGGCCCUGCUACAUUCGACUUCACGGUUCCCGAUGCCUUGCCUGACGGCGAGCUCGUCAUGGCCUGGACCUGGUUCAACCACAUUGGAAACCGCGAGAUGUACAUGAACUGCGCCAACGUUCAAGUCAGCGGCGGUGCAUCUGAUAACUCCAAGUUCGAGAAGCUCCCUGACAUGGCCAUCGCCAACGUCGCCGUUGGAAAGGGCGCAACUUGCAAGACCACCGAGAGCUCUGACUACACCUUCGAGGGUGUCGGCCAGAAUGGCGACACUGUCGACAAGGUCGGCUCCGGCCCCUUCGUCGACGUUUGCGGCGGGGCUUCCUCUGACGCGGGUAGCGGUAGCACUGGUGGUAGCUCUGGCUCUGGCGCUUCAGCUUCAGCUUCUGCUGGCUCUGGCGCUGCCAACAACGGUCAAUACACUCCCGGCGCCGGCGAGGGCGGUGCGGCUGCAACUUCCGCUGCUGCUGUAGCCUCUUCCGCGCCCGCUGCUUCGGCUACUGGCGGUGCUGGUGGUGUAUUCGCUCCCGGUGCUUCUUCUGCCCCGGCGGUCUCUUCUGCACCCGCUGCCUCGCCCUCGGACGCUGUCACUUCUACCGUCCGCACCUUGCUCACUGUCACCGCUCCCAGUGCAUCCGCCACUGUCCCCGCGAACGGCACUGGAGCGGCUCAACCUACCGGCGGCGCUGAUUCAGGCUCGGGUAGCACUUGCUCUAGCAAUGGCUCAAUCGUGUGCAACGGCGAGUCGCAGUUCGGUCUUUGCGACAACGGCAAAGUUGUGUGGCAGGCAGUGGCCGCUGGCACCAAGUGCGCGAACGGCCAGAUCGCGAAGCGCGAGUUCACGCACCCGCACGCCCGCGCGCACCUUGCUCAGCGCGCUUCUUUCUAG